AUGGGGAAGAAAAGAAAACGUGACAAAAGUGAAGAAUCUAUUCGAAAAAAGAUAAGAAAAUUGGAAAGUAAACUGCAGAAUCGUCGAAGAAUAAUUUCAUCAGACGAAGAUAUUCAGAGUCCAUGCGAAGACCAGUUUCUACAAGCAGACAAGAUGACAGGUGUGCUCACACCAUGUUCGCCCCAUACAGUGGAGACACACAAUUCUGAGCAUCAAGAUAGUUCUCAGUUUUUCCCUGCAGACCCAGCUACAGAACCAAUAAAAACUGUUGACCAUAAGCUAGAUGAGGGUAUUUUAGAAAUACUUGGGAAUGCACCUGAACCAGACACCACGCUAGGAAAACCUAUCCAUAAGGACAUAGCUGCCAAAUGGAUUGAGGUAUUAAAGAAAGGAUUAAAUAAGGAACAAAAAGAUCUAUUGGCCAAGAAAUAUUUAGUUCCUAGUAACUGCGAGUUACUCGUUCCUGAAGUAAAAGUUACUUUACUUGAACAAUUUAUAAAAAGAGACACUUCUUUAAUGAACAGACAAAAACGAUUCGCCAAUGCUCUUUCGGCGCUAGGUCAAUCCAUU
Brenthis ino (lesser marbled fritillary) is the source of this 570-nucleotide messenger RNA. The record is from the annotation of a GenBank genome assembly. Lineage: Eukaryota; Metazoa; Arthropoda; Insecta; Lepidoptera; Nymphalidae.